GACCCUUUCCUCUGUUUAUAUAUAUAUACUCACUUCAGAAAGCAUGUCAACUCAAAGCAAAAGCCUUUGAAAAUAUUAUACUUCACACAGAAAUAUAAUCGUUGGAUUAAGAACUUCCUCCCUUUCUCUGCUUUUAUUCUUUCCCAAGUUUCCUUCAGACGUUCUUUGUAAGAUGAAUCAUUGUACUCUUCAGCAGAACGACGCGGUUUUGGCUUACGAAGAGAUGAGAGGAUUGAUUGCAGUCACUGAUCAUCAAAAGGGUGGUGCAGUCGUUUGCCCCAAGCCUCGGCGAAUAGGGGUCCCCGCCACUAACCUGAACAAGCCAUGGAGAUUGCAUACGAAUCACCAAGCCGACGUGAGCGAUUCGAUAUCUGGUGUGGAACUUCUUGAUAUCAUCCUUGUUAAUAAGGAUUUAGGAACAGAACAAGAACAAGCUAUAGCCUCAUCACCUCCAUAUUUUUGUGGGUCGCCUCCGAGUAGGUCUGCGAAUCCACUAGUGCAAGAUGUUCGAUUUGGUGAUGAAAGGCUUGGACAUGCCCUUUGGACAUUGCAAACUCCGUCUUUGUUGUCGUCAUCAUCGGCAGGUAAAGGAGAACGUGGUAAGAUGAAAUUCGGCCUUACAUCGGCCACAGUUAGAGUUGAAGGAUUUGAUUGCCUCAACAGGGAUGGCCAAAAUUCCAGAAUCCCUGCUAUGGCUUAGAACAUAAAUUAAAAGGCAGGUGUACAUAUAGAAGGAAGUUAAGCUCCAUUGGAUAUAUCUUUGGGGGAAGAUUGUGAGAUAAUUUCUGUUUAGUACUGUACAUAUGGUUUAAGUUACUCUCCAAAUUUACUAUGGUUUCAUGAUAUUGUUCUUGAUUAUUUAGAGAGAGAGAGAGAGAGAGAGUUUGAUUUAGAAGAAAGGGAAGAAAGAGGAGAGGGAAAUGGCGAUUGAAGCGGAGGAGAUGACGUUGGGGGUGCGUUUUGGAAGGAAGCACAAUUAUACAAGAUUGUUUGAUCCAACAAUAAUUUAGCAUAAAAUUCAACUCAGCCGAUAUCUUCCUAGGGCCCAAUGAAGUCUAAUGAUUGUCGACAUUCUACAUUAAUGGAAACAAUCCCUUUUAUAUUAAGCGAAUAGAACAAAAAUAUUAAUUUUUAUAAGAAUUUCUA
Messenger RNA from Gossypium raimondii (Peruvian cotton), 1146 nucleotides. RefSeq lists its product as uncharacterized. The transcript has a single exon. The record is from RefSeq and is a predicted model, not a curated record. Bases 173 to 700 code for a protein of 175 amino acids. NCBI's taxonomy places the organism in Eukaryota, Viridiplantae, Streptophyta, Magnoliopsida, Malvales, Malvaceae.